Messenger RNA from Aphidius gifuensis, 4039 nucleotides. It is a transcript of the gene Glg1, whose product is annotated as Golgi apparatus protein 1. The transcript is spliced from 2 exons. The record is from RefSeq and is a predicted model, not a curated record. The coding region runs from base 171 to 3692 and encodes 1173 amino acids. NCBI's taxonomy places the organism in Eukaryota, Metazoa, Arthropoda, Insecta, Hymenoptera, Braconidae. Gene Ontology annotation, cellular component: Golgi membrane. Gene Ontology annotation, molecular function: fibroblast growth factor binding.
ACACACACACACACACACACACACACCCUUUAUUUUGAUUAUUAAAUGGUGGUGGUGAUGGUGACGACGUUGAUUACUGAUUAUAAUUGUUCAAUUGUAAUAACAUAGUUGGUUAUGCUUUUAUCAAUUCGAAUGACAAUAAUUAAAUUUUAAAAAGUGGUCAUAACGAAAUGGCUGGUUCAAGAACGUUAUUAAUGAAAAUUUUAAUUGCUAUUUUAUUGCAAUUAUUAUUAUUAAAUGAAAAUAUUGAUGAUGCCGGUGUGUUUGCUCAUGUUAACCAGCUGACACUUAAUGAUGAUAAAGAAUCACCAAAAAUUACGUGGCUUUUUAGCAAUAAUAAUGAUAAAUUAAGAAUACGUCGUGAUGUUGUCAUAGAAAUACCAAAUGACCAAAAUGAAAAUGACAAAAAUAAUCAAGCCAAGUAUAUUAUAAAAAAUGUUAAAUGUCAAGAAAUUAUCAAACGACUUUGUGGUCCAAUUGAUAAUAAUAAUGAUGAUUUAUUUAUUUUAGAGUGUGCACAAACUUUCAAGCCAAAUGAAGUAUCAACAAUUGAGCAUGACUGUCAACAUGAAAUUUGGAAACACAUGAUUAAUUUAACUGACAAUGAAACUGUUGAAAGAUUAACAAAAAAAAAUUGUGGCAAUGAAAUUGAUAAUUUAAUGUGUAAAGUUAAAAAUCAAGAACCAGGUAGUUAUCUUGCUUGUAUUAUUGAAAAACGUGAAAAUGUUAAAGAACAAAUGUGUUCAGAGUAUAUACAACGUUUGGAGUAUGUUGCAUUUGGUGAUUUUAAAAUAUACACACCAAUGGUAAGUGAUUGUCAGGAUGACAUUGAUAAAUUUAAAUGUGGAAGAAUUCAACCACAUCGUGAAAUAUCACAAGGACAAAUGUUAGCAUGUCUACAAGCAAAUGUUAAUGAGCUUGAUGUAAAAUGUAAAAAAAGAAUAUUUAAAAUAUCAGAAAUACAAGCUGAUAAUAUUAAAUUAGAUAGACAACUAUACAUUGAAUGUAUGCAAGAUCAUAUAAGAUUUUGUUCAAAUAUACAUCCAGGAAGUGGACAGGGAUACAAAUGUUUGAUGCAAUAUAAAUUAGAUCGUUUAAUGACUAAAAAAUGUCAAGAUCAAUUGGAUAGAAGAGAAAAAUUAAUAGCAUCAGAUUAUAAAGUUAGUAAAGGUCUUGUUAAAGCUUGUAAAGAAGAUAUUAAAUUAUAUCAUUGUCGUAGAUAUGUUUCUGAUGAUAAAGAAAUACGUCUUGCACAAAUAUUGCUAUGUCUUGAAUCAGCAUCUAAAAAUGGUACAAAAUUAAAUGUUGAAUGUCAAAAAGAAAUAUUUGAUCAUCGUAAAAUUCUACUUGAAGAUUAUAGAUUAUCACCAGAAAUUGUUGAUGGUUGUGCACGUGAUAUACCAAAAUUUUGUAAAGGUUUAGAAGUUGGUGGUUUGACAAUCCAUUGUUUAAUGGAACAUACAAAAUCAAGACGUAUUAAAUCAAGAAUAACAAUUGAAUGUCAACGUGCAUUAGAAGACUUGGUAAAACAAACAGAUGCUGGUGAAGAUUGGCGAGUUGAUCCAGUACUUCAUGAAUCAUGUCAAUCAGUUGUUGAUACAUCAUGUAAAAAUAUACGUGGUGGUAAUGCACGUGUUAUAUUAUGUCUUAUGGAAAAAAUUGGUACUGAUAAAAUGGUUGAAUCAUGUGAAACUGCAUUACUACAAAUACAAUAUUUUGUUGCUCGUGAUUUUAAACUUGAUCCACAAUUAUAUAAAGCAUGUAAAUCAGAUGCAAUAAAUUAUUGUCAUGCUAAAAAAUCAUGGUCUGAUGAUGGUUUACAAAUGGAUCCAGAACGUGGUCCAUUAAUAUUACCAUGUCUUUAUCGUUAUUUUGAUUAUCAAAAAUAUAAUAUAAGCUUAAAACCAGAAUGUCAUGAACAAAUACGUAGAGUUAUGAGACAACGUGCAAUAAGUGUUGAUUUACAACCAGAAAUUGAAGAUGCAUGUUUUAAAGAGUUAUCAACAUCUUGCUAUGAUAAAGUUGCUAAAGGUGAAGAAAUAUUAUGUUUACAAAAUAAUAUUGAUGAACUUAAUGAUAAAUGUAAACAAGCUGUUAGUAAUUUAACUGAAGAUCAAGGUGAACAUGUUGAAUUAAAUCCAGUAAUAAUGUCAACAUGUCAAAAAGUUAUGGAAAAACAUUGUGAUAAUGUAUUAAAAUAUAAUAAAGAUAAUGGUGAUAUGAUGGAAUGUCUUAUUGAACAUAAAAAUCAAUUAGAUUCAAGUUUUGAAUAUAAAUGUAAAGCAGCAAUUGAACAUUUUCAAUUAAUAUCAUUAAAAAAUUAUCAUUUUACAUAUAAAUUCAAAGAAGCAUGUCAACCAUAUGCUAAUCGUUGGUGUCAUAAAGCAACAACAAAGUCAAAAGUCAUUGAAUGUCUUAGUAAUAUUAUACAAAAUGAUAUUAUUCAAGAUUCAUCACAUAGAAUAUUAAAAAAUUGUCGUCAACAAUUACGUGCACAAUUAUAUCAACAAAGAGAAAAUAUUAAUUUUGAUCCAAUAUUAAAAGUAUCAUGUUCACAAGAUAUACGUAAAUAUUGUUUUAAUAUUGAAGCUGGUAAUUCACAAAUACUUGAAUGUUUAGCAUCACAUAAAAAUAAAUUAAAUGAUAUGUGUCAUAAAAAUUUAUUUAAAGUUAGAAAACAAGAAUUUCAAGAUUCAUCAACUGAUUAUUUAUUAUUAAAUUCAUGUAAAUCAAUGAUUAGACAAUAUUGUCAUGAUAAUGAUGAAGAACAUGAUAAAAUAAAAGCACUGGAUUGUUUAAAAAAAUAUAAAGAUGAAACAAUGUUUGAUGAUAAAUGUAAAAGUAUUGUUAUUAAAAGAAUGAUUGAACAAAAUACUGAUUACAGAUUUAAUCCAGCAUUACAAUCAUCAUGCUCAAAAGAUAUUGCAAAUCAUUGUAAAGAAGUAUUAAAUAUUGAGCCAUUAGAUAAAGAACUUGAGGGUAAAGUUAUAAGAUGUCUUAAAAUUAAAUUUCGUGAAUCUCAAUUAACAUCAAGAUGUCAAAAACAAAUUACUACGUUAUUACGUCAAGCAGCAUUAAAUUACCAUUUAAAUCCAUUAUUAGUAGCAAUGUGUGGACAAGAAAUACAAACAAUAUGUAGUUCACAUACUGGUGCUGCUGCUGCUGCUGCUGAUAAUGGUGAUAAUAAUAAUAGUGAUGGUGAUGAUGAUGAUGAUGAUAAUGAUCCAGGUAGAGUUGAAGAGUGUUUAAAAAUUCAAUUAAAUAAUGAAAAUCCAGAAAUGAGAGAAGAGUGUAGAGUUGAAGUUGCUAAUCUCAUUGAAGAAACACGAGCUGAUAUUCAUGUUGAUCCAUUAUUACAAAAAGCAUGUGCUAUUGAUGUUGCAAAAUAUUGUAGUGAUGUACCACAAGGAUCAGGAAGACAUAUUAAAUGUUUACAAAAUUCAAUGAAUGACAAUAAAAAACCACUUCAACCAGAUUGUUAUAAAAUGUUGUCAACGAGAAUUGAAAUGUUUAAUAAUGUUGCUAAACUUCAUUUACCAAAUACAAUGCAAGAACUUUAUACAACUGUUAAUCAUUCACCAGCUAGACGUUUUUUUAUGAUUGUUGGCUUGACAAUGGUAGGAUUAUUCUUCAUUGUUGGUCUAUUUUGUGGAAGAAUAACACGACGAACAGUUAUGAUGAAAAACAAAUAAAAACAAUUUAAUAUUUAAAAUUUUUUUAUUCAAAUAUACAGUCAACAAAAAAAUUAAAUUUAUAUAUAUGAGAUAUAUUAAUUGGGCUUUGGCUCAAUAAGCCAAUAAAUUUUUUUUUUUUAUUUAUCAAUUUUUUUCAUAUAAUCUUAAUUAUGUGUAUGAAAUAAAAAAUAUUACUUUUUUAAAUGAAUAUUGUUUUUUUAUUUGACAAAAGCUUUUUUUUUUUGCAUUUUAAAACAACUAGUUAUUUUUUUUUUUACAAAAUAUCUUUAACAAAUGCUUCUAAGCAUCAUGUUAAUUUAAAAAGUAUAAAUAAAUAAAUUAAUAAUAAUUGAAAUAUUUAUAAA